Messenger RNA from Strongylocentrotus purpuratus (purple sea urchin), 687 nucleotides. RefSeq lists its product as uncharacterized. Lineage: Eukaryota; Metazoa; Echinodermata; Echinoidea; Camarodonta; Strongylocentrotidae. The record is from RefSeq and is a predicted model, not a curated record. The transcript is spliced from 3 exons. The coding region runs from base 157 to 687 and encodes 176 amino acids.
AGUUUAAUUGAUUUAAAUUGAUUUAAAUCAAAUUAAAUAUUUGUAUUUCCACAGAUCCACAAGUUAGAUAUUACAAGCUUGGAAUUAUAUGAUAACCAAUCAGCAUCCUGUUGUCUGGGGAAGUUUGUCAGUCUCCUGCCUCAUCUUACAGACCUGAUGAUUGACAUAUGUUCCUUUCAUGAUGAUUUCUACAAAGAGAUUGCUGAUCGAGCUUCUUCAUCUCGGAUUCAGAAGUUUAUCAUUAGUUCCUUGGACCUACAUGUCGACCAAUCAGCAUCCUGUUGUCUGGGGAAGUUUCUUGGUCUCCUACCUCAUAUGACACACCUGGAGAUUUGCUCAUGUUCCUUUCAUGGUGAUUUCUACAAAGAGAUUGCUGACCAAGCUUCUUCAUCUCAGAUCCAAACAGUCAACCUGGAUUUCAGUGGGAAUCAUUACUUGCCAGAGCAAAGUCAGUCAGCAUUCAAGCAGCUAGCCAAGUUUCUCUACUCUCUACCCUGCCUUACAACAUUAGAGAUCAAAGACAAUGUAUGUUUACCUGAUGAUUUCUUCACUGAACUAGCUUCCUUGGCUGCAUCCUCCCAGGUAAUAAGAAAAGUCAGUGCUCAGGCAGUAGAAACAUGCAUGGAUGUAGAAGCACCUUUGCUGCUCUUCACCAAUUUCCACACAGUAGUAAAACUUGCAAAGUAA